GUCAGUCCGGUGGUCAGCGAGUGCAGGGCGGACUGCUCUUUCAGUGACAGCCAGUGAUUCCAAGCGAGAUGACAGUGCGGUGACGCGCGGCGGCGGUGAUGGCGCGCCGGUGACGAUGGCGGCGCCGGUCGGUCGGCAGCCGCGCGGCCGGCGGCGCCCGGUCAGCGUCGACCUGGGCCUGGCCGGCCUGCUCAACCGCUACCUGAGGCCACGCUCGGCCGAACGCCGGCGGCAGCGGCACUCGCUCAAUGACGGCGUCGGGGGUGACCCCGCGCCGGGACCGCCGGACGCCGACACCGGCUUCGUGGCGGCUCCGAUGGCGGGUCCGGCUCCGGCGCCGGGUCCGGGCGCUGCGCCGAUGCCGGCCCCGGGCCCGAGCACGCUACCGAUGACCGAGACGGCCUCACGGGAGCCGCGCCUGAAGAAGCGUCCCAACACGGAGGCCGAGCGGCCGCGGUCUCUGUCCCAGCUGGGUCACUUACUACCGCAGCUCGGCAGUGUCCUCCCUAGCGUCAUCGGGACACGCAGAGCGCCGCAUGAUCCCGCAAAGAUAACGGCUGGCACUAUGGAGGCCAAGAAGCGGGGCACCCUGCGCGGCCCGCAGGCCCGCCGCUCCCCCGAGGCGCCCGUCACACUGCGGGGAUGGCUGGACAAACAGGGCUCGGAGCGGCUGCGACUCUGGAAGACGCGUUGGUUUGUCCUCUCAGAGUACUGCCUCUACUAUUAUAAAGACGCCCGUGAGGACAAGCUGCUGGGCUCUAUUACGCUGCCCUCCUACCGCGUCUGUCCCGUCUCGGCCGAGGACAGGGUGCACCGCAAGUUCUCGUUCCGUAUCGAGCACGCCAACAUGCGGACCUACUACUUCGCCUGCGACACCAAGGAGAAGAUGACCGAGUGGAUGAACGCCAUCAGCCUGGCCAGCAUCAUGCAGAAGGACCCGGG
Amphibalanus amphitrite is the source of this 942-nucleotide messenger RNA. RefSeq names its product pleckstrin homology domain-containing family A member 4-like. The record is from RefSeq and is a predicted model, not a curated record. The transcript is spliced from 4 exons. NCBI's taxonomy places the organism in Eukaryota, Metazoa, Arthropoda, Thecostraca, Balanomorpha, Balanidae. The annotation marks the transcript as partial.